UUGUAUAUAAGUCUCAAAAACCUCAAAGAUUCACUAUUGCUAGUUGAUUCUUUUCACAACAAAAUCAUGUUUUUCUGUUCCUUCUUAUCACCUUCUCCCCUUACGUGUUUACUAAUCUUGAUUCUAUGUAUAGUUGGUGUUGAUUUUGUCUCCACAACACAAACUAAGAUUGGCCAAGGUUACAAGUUGAUCUCCAUUGAAAAAUCACUAGAUGGAGGCCUUAUAGGUCACCUCCAAGUCAAGGAGAAGAACAAUAUUUAUGGGCCAGAUAUUCCUCUUUUGCAACUCUAUGUUAAACAUGAGACAGAUGAUCGUUUGAGGAUUCAUAUAACUGAUACAGAAGAGCAGAGGUGGGAGGUUCCUUAUAACUUAUUACAAAGAAAAACACCCCCAUCAUUGAAACAAAAUGUUGAUAAAUCAAGAAAGAACCUUUUUUCAUCAGUAGCGGAGUCAGAAUAUCCAGGAAGUGAGUUAAUAUUCAGUUACAAAAAUGACCCUUUUAGUUUUUGUGUGAAAAGAAAAUCAAACGGACAGACCCUUUUCAAUUCAAGCUCUGAUGAUUCAGACUCAUAUAACAAUUUGGUUUUUAAAGACCAAUAUCUUGAAAUAUCAACAAAAUUGCCCAAAAAUGCUUCUUUAUAUGGUCUAGGUGAAAACACACAACCCCAUGGAAUUAAAAUUUACCCAAAUGACCCUUACACUUUGUACACAACUGAUCAACCAGCUAUUAAUUUGAAUAUGGAUUUGUAUGGAUCACACCCUAUGUAUAUGGAUUUGAGGAAUGUGAAUGGAGUGGCAAAUGCUCAUGUAGUUUUGUUGCUAAAUAGCAAUGGGAUGGAUGUGUUUUACAAGGGAGAUUCUUUAACAUACAAAGUGAUUGGGGGUGUUUUGGACUUUUACUUCUUUUCUGGUCCCACACCUCUUGAUGUUGUUGAUCAGUAUACUUCAUUCAUAGGCAGGCCUGCUCCAAUGCCUUAUUGGUCUUUUGGAUUCCAUCAAUGCAGAUGGGGUUACCACAAUUUAUCAGUAAUUGAAGAUGUUGUUGAGAACUACAACAAAGCCAAAAUCCCUCUUGAUGUUAUCUGGAAUGAUGAUGAUCACAUGGAUGGUAAAAAGGAUUUCACUCUCAAUCCUGUCAAUUACCCUCGUCCGAAUUUGCUAGCAUUCUUGGAGAAAAUUCAUGCCCGAGGCAUGAAGUACAUUGUCAUCGUUGAUCCUGGAAUCGGCGUUAACAACACUUAUGGUGUUUACCAAAGAGGUAUAGCCAAUGAUGUCUUCAUCAAAUAUGAAGGCAAGCCUUAUUUAGCUCAAGUCUGGCCUGGUGCUGUCAAUUUCCCCGAUUUUCUCAAUCCCAAGACUGUUGAGUGGUGGGGUGAUGAAAUCAGGAGGUUCCACGAACUUGUGCCUGUUGAUGGACUCUGGAUUGACAUGAAUGAAGUUUCCAACUUUUGUUCAGGUUUGUGUACAAUCCCUCAAGGAAGAAUAUGUCCUAAUGGCACCGGUCCCGGGUGGAUAUGCUGCCUGGAUUGCAAAAACAUAACGAAUACUAGAUGGGAUGAUCCGCCUUAUAAGAUUAAUGCUAGUGGAAUGCAAGCACCAGUUGGUUACAAGACCAUAGCGACUAGCGCGGUUCAUUAUAAUGGAGUUGGGGAAUAUGAUGCUCAUAGCAUUUACGGGUUUUCUCAGUCCAUUGCUACUCACAAGGCUCUUCAAGGACUCGAGGGCAAGCGUCCUUUUAUAUUGUCUCGUUCCACAUUUGUUGGUUCGGGACAUUAUGCUGCACAUUGGACAGGGGAUAACAGAGGAACUUGGGAUGAUUUGAGAUAUUCAAUAUCUACAGUGUUGAAUUUUGGCUUAUUUGGUGUUCCUAUGGUUGGUGCAGAUAUAUGUGGAUUCUAUCCUGCACCUACAGAGGAGCUUUGUAACCGUUGGAUUGAAGUUGGCGCGUUCUAUCCUUUCUCAAGGGAUCACGCGAACUACUAUUCCCCAAGGCAAGAACUUUACCAAUGGGAGAGCGUGGCUGAAUCUGCGCGAAAUGCAUUAGGAAUGAGAUAUAAGUUACUACCAUAUUUCUACACUUUGAACUACGAGGCACAUACUACUGGUGCGCCAAUUGCUCGUCCCCUCUUCUUCUCUUUCCCAAAUCUACCAGAGGUUUACGACGUGAGCACACAAUUUUUGGUAGGAAGCAAGGUCAUGGUCUCGCCGGUGUUAGAUCAGGGGAAAACAGAGGUGAAAGCUCUGUUUCCCCCGGGGACAUGGUACAAUUUAUUCGAUAUGACACAAGCAAUUGUCACAAAAGAGCUACAUUACAUCACAUUAGACGCGCCUCUAAAUGUGGUCAAUGUACAUUUGUACCAAAACGCCAUAAUACCAAUGCAGCGCGGUGGAAUGAUAUCAAAAGAAGCAAGAAUGACACCUUUUACCCUCAUAGUGACCUUCCCAUCGGAGAUGAAUGACAUAGAAGCUAAAGGAAAUCUUUUCCUCGACGAUGAUGAGCUUCCAGAGAUGAAGUUAGGAAACGGGCACUCAACGUAUAUCGAUUUCCAUGCAACAGCAAGUAAUGGAACAGUGAAGUUGUGGUCAGAAAUUCAAGAAAGCAAGUUUGCAUUGGAUAAGGGAUGGUUCAUUGAGAAGGUUAUAGUUUUAGGCAUCAAUGGCACUGAUGGAACUUUUGAAAUAAACGUCGAUGGACAAACGAUCGAAGAUACUUCAAAAGUGAAGUAUAGAACAGAAAAACACAAGUACAUAGACAAUUUGCAUGAUGAAGAAGAUAAGAGAAAGAGUAUGAUGAUGGACAUUCAUGGACUGGAAUUGCCAUUAGGGAAGAAUUUUGUUAUGUCCUGGAAAAUGUGAACCAAAACUAGUUAUUAUGUGUGCAUAAAUUGCCUAUGUCCUAUAUUAUUAGGAUUUAGGUCCUCAAGGUUAUUAAUGAAAAGGAGAUGAAUUUUGGUAGUUA
This is a messenger RNA of Solanum dulcamara, 2959 nucleotides long. Its product is annotated as alpha-xylosidase 1-like. The transcript has 3 exons. The record is from RefSeq and is a predicted model, not a curated record. Lineage: Eukaryota; Viridiplantae; Streptophyta; Magnoliopsida; Solanales; Solanaceae. Gene Ontology annotation, molecular function: carbohydrate binding; hydrolase activity, hydrolyzing O-glycosyl compounds. Gene Ontology annotation, biological process: carbohydrate metabolic process. The coding region runs from base 67 to 2856 and encodes 929 amino acids.